AUGAUUUGCGUCCGCUGGCUUCCUGGAGGGGACUAUGCCUCUCGCCCCCCUGAGCUCCUUCCUCCCGCUCCGGCUGCCCUGUGCGUAAUUGCGCGCGGAGGCUCGGCAGGUGAUGGUCCUAUAACUAUGCGAGUCAUGCUUCAGGGCGAAGGCCAGGGCGAACCGGCGCGGGAAGGGUUAACUCCGAAGGGUGCAGAGCCUGGGAAGGACGCGCAGCCCAGCCGGGUAAGCCGGAGAGGAGGGCGAAGGGUGCAGGCAGUGGCCUCAGCCAGGACUAGCAGCUUGACCAAUUUGGAGAGGUGGCUUUUCUUGCGCGUGACUGCGCGGAGCGCUGCGAGGCUGGCUGAGCGCCCUCACAGUCGGUUCCAAGAGGGUUUCUAUAUUUGAGCAUUUUAAAGGGGGUGGGAGGCGCUCCCGGGCCGUUUGCCUGCCAAAAGUCUAAGCCAGACAAGCCGGCGAUGGUGGCGCUUGACUUGCAGAGGCGGCACGGAGAGAUCCUUUGGCAAGGAGGAAGCGGCCGGGAGCAGAAUUUACCUAUGCGCGUUUGCAAUUCUCUCUUUAAUUCCGCGGGCUAUGCAAAGUAAAACGCGAGGGAGGCAAGGGGAUGCAGACAUAUAGACCCGAGCACCAGACCCCACGCAACUCGGUGGCUUUGCAUGCGAAAAAGCUCUUGUCAUCUCCACUUACAAGGAUUUCAGGUGGUAUCUGCGGAACUCGCUGCAGCAGGGGGCAGCAAGGGCCACCGACACGGAUGGCUUUAAGAGAGGAUUGGACAGAUUCAUGGAGAAUGGUACCUACGGGACCGCCUCUCCUGGUAUCCCCCGCGGAGGACCUUAAGGUCCACAAAUGACAACACUUUGGAGAUCCCAAGUCGCAAGGUGGUUAGAUUGGUCUCAACUAGGGCCAGGGCCUUUUCAGUACUGGCCCCGACUUGGUGGAAUGCUCUGUCACAAGAGACCAGGGCCCUGUGGGACCUGACAUCUUUCCGCAGAGCCUGCAAGACAGAGCUGUUCCGCCUGGCCUUUGGUUUGGACUCAGUCUGACCCUUAUGUUUCCCUCCCCUUAUGGUUUUGAUUUAUGGGCUACUUUUAAAAUGAGGCUGCAUUUUAAAUUGCAUUUUAACCUGUAUUUUAAAUUGGGUCCCGCCCCAUUAUGCUUUUACUGUAAUUUUACUGGUGUUAGCUGCCCUGAGCCCAGCUCUGGCCGGGGAGGGCGGGGUAUAAAUAAAAUUUAUUAUUAUUAUUAUUAUUAUUAAGGCUCCUUGUUCUGCCUCCACAUCUGGAGACACCAAUGUUUCCAAAUACCGAUUUCUGGAAACCACAGGAGUGGAGAGUUGCUGUUGCAUUUGGGUCCUGAGUUCAGGUUUCCCUUUGGGACAUUUGAUUGGCCGCUCUGAGAACAGGAUACUGGGCGAGAUGGGCCUCUGGUCUGAUCCAAAAGCCUCUUAUGUUUUUAUGUGGUGGGAAAGUGUACUAUUUAGAUAGCCUGACCUACCUCACAGGGUUGUGGUGAGGAAUGCAGAGGAGGAGAACCGCGCAUCCACCUUGAGCUCCCCUGGAGGAAAAAAGUCAGGGUAUAAAUGUAACAAUAAUAAAAAUAAAUCAGUCCGGUGUUAGUACGUUGAGGGCUGCAUCUGAGACAUGUUGCUCUUAUCACUGACAGGUCUUGAUGCUGAAAGUGGAAGUAGCCCUAAGGGAGACUGUGCUUCUGAGCAUGUGCAGAGUGCUGUUCCUCAUGGGGGCAGUGCAAGUGCCUGCAGUAGCCCAGGGUCAAGCCAGGCUCAAGAUCAGGGGUCAGCACCCUUUUCCAGCCGUGGGCCGGUCCACCGUCCCUCAGACCAUGUGGGGGGCCGGACUAUAUUUUGGAAAAAAAUAUGAACGAAUUCCUAUGCCCCACAAAUAACCCAGAGAUACAUUUUAAAUAAAAUGACACAUUCUACUCAUGUAGAAACACGCUGAUUCCCAGACCGUCUACGGGCCAGAUUGAGAAAGCGAUUGGGCCACAUUUGGUCCCUGGGCCUUAGGUUGCCUACCCCUGCUCAAGAUGUUUUGCUGCCUGAGGCAAAGGACGCAAGAUGCCCAUUUUAUGGGCGUAAGCCGGCCAGACUGAAGAUAUAGCCUCAUGGCAACGCUGGCAACACAGCUAACCCCUUAAGGGAGCCAGGCUAACUUAGAGGGCUCAGGGCAGAACUCUACCCUUUAGCACCAGAAAUGGGGAAGCUUUUUCAGGCUGGGGCCCGCAUUGCCUUCUAACCAACGUUCCAGGGGCCACAUGUCAGAGGUGAUCUGGGCCGGAUUUAGGUUUGAUGAGACCCUAAGCUCCUGAAGGUAAUGGGACCCUUCAUAUGUCCAGCUGUCCUUUGUCAACAACAAAUUGUCACUGUUUUUUGUGUUGAAUAUAUGCUCUCUGGUAAUCGAUGGAGCUAUCAGGUAUCUGAAGCCAUUUGCACAUAACAAAAUAUGUAUUUUAUCAAAGUAAUUGUUCGACUGAAAUACAAUAAAAAAGAAGUAUUAAUAGUGAAAUACAAUUAAGAAGUAUAUUGAUAGUGAAAUAAUUAUUAAGCUCUAACUUAAAAUGAUUUUUUUUUUAUUCAUAACAAACUUAAUAAUGCAAACACAUUGGCAUUUGGCAAUAACAAAAGUUCCUUUAGAAACACAAUUUACCAAGACUCAUAAUCUAAUCUCUAGAAACUUGCUAUAACAUGAAAUAAUAACUUGCUAUAACAUGAAAUAAUGUAGGUUUUAUUUUAUUUGUUUUUUAUCUUAUAUUUUGGAAAUGUACAUCCAGGUGUUUUUUUCCCCUUUAAUUUUUGGGGGGCCCCCCAAGAGAGUGGGGCCCUAAGCUGUAGCUUGUUUAAAGGUAAAGGGACCCCUGACCAUUAGGUCCAGUCGUGGCAGACUCUGGGGUUGCGGCGCUUAUCUUGCUUUAUUGGCCGAGGGAGCCGGCGUACAGCUUCUGGGUCAUGUGGCGAACCAGAGCAGCGCACGGAAACGUCGUUUACCUUCUCGCCAGAGUGGUACCUAUUUAUCUACUUCCACUUUGACGUUCUUUUGAACUGCUAGGUUGGCAGGAGCAGGGACCAAGCAACGGGAGCUCAACCCGUCGCGGGGAUUCGAACCGCCGACCUUCUGAUCGGCAAGUCCUAGGCCCUGUGGUUUAACCCACAGCACCACCCGCGUCCUGUAGCUUGUUUAGCUUAUACAUAAAUCCGGCACUGAAAGUGAGCAGGGGCCAGGAACAAAAGUGGAGUGGGCAACAAAUGUAGGCUAGUUUCUACCCACAUUUGCACACUCCUCUCUCCAUCCUUCCCCCAGGAAAAUAAGAGGAAUUGUCAGAGUUCCAGGGCACCUUCCAGCUGUGCAGAAACACUCAAGGAAGGUGAAAAACAGCAGCAAUGAUGGGCAGAGGCUGUGCUAUCGUCAGGCCAACUAGGCAUCCGCCUCGGGCACAGACCUCCGAGGGGUGGGCACAGUUUCAUACAGGUUAGUUUUUGUUUUACCAAUCCUGUGAACUUAACAGCAGCAGCACGAAGACUUCCAAAGUCCAUGCUGCCGCUGUGCUAGGAAAACCUCUCUUCGUGCCACGACAAAAGCUCCUGGAUAAAGUGCCAGAUGUUUCUGUUGCCCUAAGGAGCCUCCGCGCACUUCCAGCAUCAGUGGCGAGUGGGGAACGCAAAGCUCGAGCUUGCAGAACUGGCUUACGUUUAAGAAUGUUGCAAGGGGGACUGGUCGGUUUGGCAAAUCUAUCAGCUGAGCAUGUGCCCAAGCCGCCUGCGCUUGACCCGAAGGAGCUGGUGAUGACAAAGUUUGCCAAGGAAAAGGCACACAAAGUGAGAUUGUGAUCUGCAUGAAAUGGAAACAUGUAACAUCGCAAUUCACAAGAUUAUUCAAAAUGGUUUGUGCCCCCAAGCGUUUUCUUUUGUAUUUGAGGAAGGUGCUCAAAGAUGGUUGCAUUAUGCUUAUCCUUGCACUCUAAAAUAAAUUUAGCGCUUUCAGGUUUUGUGCUUUUGAUUUUUCAACUGCUUCUGAAAAUUGAAGCUAGCAAUUUUGGGGGUGGGUUGCAAGUACAGUGGUACCUCGGGUUAAGUACUUAAUUCGUUCCGGAGGUCCGUUCUUAACCUGAAACUGUUCUUAACUUGAAGCACCACUUUAGCUAAUGGGGCCUCCUGCUGCUUUCAUGCUGCCGGAGCACGAUUUCUGUUCUCAUCCUGAAACAAAGUUCUUAAUCUGAGGUACUAUUUCUCAGUUAGCAGAGUGUGUAACCUGAAGCAUCUGUAACCCGAGGUACCACUGUAGUUAGCCGUGCCUUGGGUGCAAAAUAGCCUGGUGAUAGGUGCAGCCUGGAGAGAGUGCUGAAGGCCAGGUAGAGAGGCCUGAUUUUCCUCUCACCUGCUCUAACACCUUCCCACUGCUUUGCCCCCUCUGCCCUAAAUCUGCCACCUGAGGCCAUUGCCUCCCUCUGCCUCGUGGUAGGACUGCUUUGGCGCUUCCCAUAAUGUGCAAGUUGUUGAUCACUGUGAGGACAGGAUGCUGGACUAGCCAGGCCAUAAUGCCUGCUGGCCCCACCUUCCUCCCCACACCUCCAAGAUUUCAUGUGCACUCAAGACUUUGCCUUCCUGCAUCCACCGACAACAGGCUCAGUCUGCAACGUGCUUUCAUUUUCGGAAAUCGGAAUGAAACCCAUUUAUCAAGAAGCACUUUUCAUGGACUAAAAAUACGCAGCAGUUCUAGAUUGUGUGAGGACUACGCAGGGGAAAAGAAAACAAGCACUCCAUUGACUCUGGAACAAAAUAUACGUGUGCUGCCAUAAUACUAGGGGAUGAGCAAUGCCAGAAGCAGGCGAUGUUGCUCUCAGACAGUGCGUGGAAGCAAAGAGCUGGCCAAGCCUUUCCCAGGUGCCACGGCCUAUGCCCUGCUUGGACAAGUGCCCAGGGGAACUUCAGGGUGCCGGCCAAGUAGGUGAAGUUUGGUAAAGCAUUAAUGAACGUGCCCAGGUCCCUGGCUGUGUCGUCAUCGCCUUCUGUUGUUGCCACAAUGAAUCACAGCGCUCGUUCCUUCCAGAAAUGUGUCUGCAGUCCCCCAGCGAGGGUGCCUCUGAUUGGCCUAAUUACUUCCUGCCGUUAGGACAGGGUAACAGAGUCAGUGCAAGAAAUUUGGGCACCAGAGGAGAUCUCCAAAAUGGCAUGUCCUCCCACCAGGGAAGAUGGGGUGAGUGGAGAUGUACAUCAGGAACCAGGGAAGAAUUGAUCAAAUUAACCUUACCUGACACUUGAAGUGGGAAUCAAAGGCCAUUUGGGGAGGUGGGGGCUCUGCUUUGAAUCACACUGGGAGGGUGCAAAGCCCAGGAGGCCUUAGAAGUCAGCCCUUUCAAUAUCCUCCCUGGGGUGGCAGGAGACUGGUUGUUGUUGUUUAGCCGUUUAGUUGUGUCCGCCUCUUCGUGACCCCCUGGACCAGAGCAGGCCAGGCACUCCUGUCUUCCACUGCCUCCCGCAGUUUGGUCAAACUCAUGCUGGUAGCUUCAAGAACACUGUCCAACCAUCUCGUCCUCUGACGUCCCCUUCUCCUUGUGCCCUCCAUCUUUCCCAACAUCAGGGUCUUUUCCAAGGAGUCUUCUCUUCUCAUGAUGUGGCCAAAGUCUUGGAGCAUCAGCUUCAGGAUCUGUCCUUCCCGUGAGCACUCGGGGCUGGUUUCCUUCAGAAUGGAUAGGUUUGAUCUUCUUGCAGUCCAUGGGACUCUCCAGAGUCUCCUCCAGCACCAGAAUUCAAAAGCAUCUAUUCUUUGGCGAUCAGCCUUCUUUAUGGUCCAGCUCUCACUUCCACACAUCACUACUGGGAAAACCAUAGAUUUAACUAUACGGGUAGCGCCCUCUAUUUGCUGAGAGGCUUCUGUUGGGGUGGGGUGGGGGCUGCCGAAGUGACAGAUUUAGCCCCCAAGGAGUGUGCCGCAGCCAUUGCUGUUACUGCAGCUGCAGCCGGCGACACAUUCCUUGGAGGCCAGAUAUGCUGCCCCUAUAGAUCCUGCCGCCCGAGGCAGUCGCCUUACCUUGCCUCACAGGUGGGCCGGCCCUGAUAGGUAAUCAAGAUGAGGACCAAGAGGCAGUGUCCGGCUACGAGCCUCAGUCAGUUAAAAGCUCUUUGGAACCAAGAGGCUGUUAAAGGAAGGUGCCAAGUGGUCCUUUCCGGUCAAUGCCCUCCCUUCCGUCCCACAGGGUUCCUGAGCUGGGCGGCCACCACUGAGAAGACUCUGGAUGGAGCAGCCAUCUUCUGGAGUGCUCUGGAUGUUUUGGGACUACAGCUCCCAUCAGCCCCUGCCAGCAGAGCCAGGCUCUAGCUAGCCACAGCAUCACAUGGCUGGUGCUGAUGGGAGUUGUAGUCCAAAAUAUUUGGGGCGUCUCACGAUAGGGAAGGAAGCACUGGUUUUGGAGUCAAAGAGAUAAACAACUACCUGACAUUUAGAAGACAUCUGAAGGCAGCCCUGUUCAGGGAAGUUUUUAAUGUGUGAUAUUUUAAUGUAUUUUUAAUCUUUGUUGGAAGCUGCCCAGAGUGGCUGGGGAGACCCAGCCAGAUGGGUGGGGUACAAAUAAUAAAAAUAAUAUUAUUAUUCAGAUAGCAGGACCACUUUGAAGGGAGCCUUCUUAGUGGAGGGGUUAUUGUUUGUUGUUGUUUUUACUGUGUUAUGUUCUUAUAUUGUAAAACACCCUGCGAUCCUCGAAGGAAGGGCAAUAUAGACAUUUGACAACAACAGCAACUGAACUGCAGGCACAAUAGGGCUGUUCUGUUCUGCAGCCCUCUGUGAAAAUAUGUGCUUCUAAAAUUAUCUGCAGCCACUUUCCAGCUGCCGACACCCGAUCCAUCGCAAGCAGCUUGUGAAAUUUCUCCCCAUCUCCUCCCCACCCCUGUUUCUGCUGCUAUUAUCCCUCCAGUCCAAGGAGCUGAGGUUGGCAGGCACAUUGUAUAUGUAUAUGUAUAUGUAUAUGUAUAUGUAUAUGUAUAUGUAUAUGUAUAUGUAUAUGUACAGUCAUACCUCAGGUUGAAGUUGCUUCAGGCUGAGUGCUUUUGGGUUGCGCUCCACGGCGACAUGGAAGUACCGGAAAGGGUUACUUCCGGGUUUCGCCACUCGCGCAUGCGCAGACAGUCAAAAAGACAUCAUGUGCAUGCACGGAAGCGGUGAAUCGUGACCCGUGCAUGCGCAGACGUGGGUUGCAUUUGCUUCUGGAUGUGAACGGGGCUCCGGAACGGAUCCCGUUCGUAUCCAGAGGUACCACUGUAUAUGUAUACAGUGGUACCUCUGGUUGUGAACGGGAUCCGUUCCAGAGUCCCGUUCGCGACAUGAGCAGAACGCAACCUGCGUCUGCGCGGGUCAUGAUUCGCUGUGUCUGCACAUGCGCAUGACAUCAUUUUGAGUAUCUGUGCAUGCGCGAGUGGCGAAACCCAGAAGUAACCCUUUCCGGUACUUCCAGGUUGCCGUGGGACAAAACCUGAAAAAACCUAUCAUGAAGCAAACUCAACACGAGGUAUGACUGUAUGUAUAUGUAUAUUCGGUUUCCUUUCACAACGCCCCUGCAAGGGAGAGUGCAGGAUGAGGGAGGUUUCCACACUACAGUUCAUGGCUGGCUCUCUCCAGCCUGGGUUGAGGGCUGCUCGCCAGGCGAGGGCAGAGCCAGAAUUAAGAACAGGUGGAGACGUUGGCAAAAGUAUCUUGAAUUAACUAAUCCAGAAUAAAGACUGCCCUGCGUCCAUUUUUGCCAUGGUCACCUCAGAUUAAAAUUCCCAAACUUUGGCAAGUCUACUCAGGGGUAAGCGGUUCUGCUGAGAAAGCCAUCGUCCAGAACCCCACCUCGCAAGAUAAGAUGGCCUUGGCUGUUGAAUGAGCCUUCACUCUGAUUUUUUUGCAGGAAAGUAAGAAGGUGUUGUCAAAGCAAGUGUGAUCCCACACUCUCCAGUACAUUUCCCUGUGAUUUAUUACCAAAAAAACCAACCACCUGAUCUUUUUGGGGAACUGGGUUUGUUGUGCAAGAGCUCCCAAUGCACUAUAAUUGCACAACCUGAAUUUGUUGUUAUGGGAUCGAACCCUGCCCUCAAACAGCGGCAGCUGGGGCAGGCUUUCAGUUUGAAGUGGUAACUCAAAAAGGACUAAAAUCUUGCUUUUGCUUUAUUUUUAAAGAAAGGUGCUUUCCGAGAGCAAUAUUCUAUUCUUUAUGUGCGUGGGAUCUUGAAACAUUUGAAGUCCUGUUUUCUCUUUCUCAUCUUCUCUCUCUCUCUGUCUCUCACACACCACUGCUGCCUGGAAAGUUGUGAUUAUGCCCAAUUUACAGCUGGGGAAUUGAGGUCAAGAAAGGUGAUUGAAGAGUCCUUGAGUAAGCUUGCUUUCCUCAACCACAUAUUCUCUUCUGGUUCUUUGUUAUCCACCGCAAAAACUUCCAUCGCCUCUUUUGAACACCGGCCAGACUCUGGACUUUGGAUGUUGUUGUGACUUGAGAGAGGUCAUGUCAGUUCGACACCCUGUUCAGAAAUUGUAUUUUAGGCCUAUCAGGAAGUACCAAAACUCCACUCAGUGUCAAAGGAAGAGGCAGCAGAUCAGGAGAGAGAGAGAGAGAGAGAGAGCUUUCUGUGGGUCUGCCAAAUCCCUGAUCUUGCAUAAGAUGAACAUAGCAAUUCCUUGGUCAACACACUAAGAAGCUCGUGUUUAGAGAGGAAUUUAACCCCCCUUUGACAGUGGGAUCAAGGCAACCCGAUAGGAUUUUGCACUGUGGAAACUCCCUGCUGUUUGAAUAUAGGGCUGGAUGCAGGCCAGAUUAGAGAGUUGUAGAGAAACUGCAGAGGGACGCGGGUGGCGCUGCGGGUUAAACCACAGAGCCUAGGGCUUGCCGAUCAGAAGGUCGGCGGUUCGAAUCCCUGCGACGGGGUGAGCGCCCAUUGCUCGGUCCCUGCUCCUGCCAACCUAGCAGUUCGAAAGCACGUCAAAGUGCAAGUAGAUAAAUAGGUACCGCUCCAGCAGGAAGGUAAACGGCGUUUCCGUGCGCUGCUCUGGUUCGCCAGAAGCGGCUUAGUCAUGUUGGCCACAUCACCCGGAAGCUGUACGCCGGCUCCCUCGGCCAAUAAAGCGACAUGAGCGCCGCAACCCCAGAGUCAGCCACGACUGGACCUCAUGGUCAGGGGUCCCUUCACCUUUACCUGCAGAGAAACUGCAGAAGGGAUUUUCAUAUCCAGCAUCUCUACAGACCCUCCCAUGUCAGAGGCAAUAGGCACUGGGAGGUUGUGAGGUUGUGCAGCCAUCCAGCUGGGGGUGAUGGCACCUGUAGCCCCAAACACAUGAAGGGUGCAAAGUCUGCUAUAUAUUAGACCACUUGUCCAUCUAGCUCAGCAUACUCUACUUUGACUGGCAGAAGCUCCCAGAAUUCUUUGGGUGCUUUACAUGCAGGAUAAUAAUAAUAAUAAUAAUAAUAAUAAUAAUAAUAAUAAUAAUUUUUAUCCCCCGCAAUCCCCGGCCAAAGCCGGGCUCAGGGCGGCUAACACCAAUAAAAUUACAAUAAAAACAUAAUAGAAAAUAAAUAAAUAAAGCAAUUUAAAAUACAGGUUAAACAAUUUAAAAUGCAGCCUCAUUUUAAAAGUAGCUGAUAAAUCAAGACCAUAAGGGGAGGGAAAUGUAAGGGUCAGACUGAGUCCAAACCAAAGGCCAGGCGGAACAGCUCUGUCUUGCAGGCCCUGCAGGAAGAUGUCAAGUCCCACAGGGCCCUAGUCUCUUGUGACAGAGCGUUCCACCAAGUCGGGGCCAGUGCUGAAAAGGCCCUGGCCCUAGUUGAGACCAAUCGAACCACCUUGUGACUUGGGACCUCCAAGGUGUUGUCAUUUGUGGACCUUAAGGUCCUCCGCGGGGCAUACCAGGAGAGGCGGUCCCGCAGGUACGAGGGUCCUAGGCCGCACAGGGCUUUAAAGAUGAAACCUUUCUUCAAAGUGUGAAAAGCCAGAUAUGCUGUGUUUUGGGGGAAGGCUCUCCUGGGCAUUUUGCAGAGCGGGGCCCUUGACCUAUGCCCCAAAGUCCUCCCUCGAGUGCGCCACUUCGACAGGGGUGCGAUGCUCCCCUCAUGCCCAACUGAAUUUCCCAGAGGCCUCCAGUUCACCACUGCCAGAUGCUCACCAAAGUGAACACCUUCUGAUCUACCAGGGCUGCUCUUUAACAUUUUCUUAUAUUUGCAUUAGAGAAGACAGGAUUUGCUACCUUUGCAGGGUGUGUGUGUGUUCAAGAGAUGCUCUCCUCACCUGCUAGGAUCUCAUUCCCAGGUGAAACCAGCCUUGCCUCUCCACCGGAAGGUUUGCUAUGCGCUUGGAGGCGCCCCUUACCAGCUCACAGGAAACGCAGUUGGGUUUUUCCUCCAGAUCUUCUUGCUGGAUGUCGUGCAGGUGAGCUCCAUCCUGGCACUCAGCUACAUUCGUCAAAAAACAGUGAUCUGAAUGAGUUAUAAACAUGCAACACCAGGUGGCGCCAGACAGCACAAAACUUUUCCAUAGCGUUUUUCCAUAGGGUUUUUUUUUCUUUUGUUAUAAAGAUUUGAUUUCUGACUUAUUUAUAGCGUUUUUCCCCCUGUGUGCAGAUCCACCCCUGGUUUGUUUGCAGGGAGAUGAAAUGCUGUUUUCUUAAUAUGAUGAUGAUGAUGAUGAUGAUGAUAAUUUUUUUAUAUCCCGCCCUCCCCAGCCAAAGCCGGGCUCAGAGCGGCUAACAACAGUAAAAUAAUACAGCAUUCUAAAAUCAAUUCAUUAUAAAAUCAGUUGAUAAUGAUGAUUUAUUAUUUAUACCCUGCCCAUCUAGGAGGCUUCCAGCAGAAUACUAUAAUACAAUGAUUCAUCAAAUAUUAAAAGCUUCCCUAAACAGGGCUGCCUUCAGAUGUCUUCUAAAUGUCAGAUAGUUGUUUUUCUCUUUGACAUCUGGUGGGAGGGCAUUCCACAGGGCGGGCGCCACUACCGAGAAGGCCCUCUGCCUGGUUCCCUGUAACUUGGCUUCUCGCAGUGAGGGAAUCGUCAGAAGGCCCUUGGAACUGGACUUCAGUGUCCAGCCUGAACGAUGAGGGUGGAGAUGCUUCUUCAGGUAUACAGGGCUGAGUUCCAAAGUGUUGGCACUGCGACACUAAAUAAUCAAUUUCAGAAUGUUGUUCGGGUUGAUGCUCCAGGUCUUUCCACACUGCCUAACAGAUUCAGUCUCCUCCUUUGCCUCGAUCUAGCUGGAGCCUUUCCAUGCUUCGCUGAUCCUUUUCCUGGGGAAAGCCUGGGAUGCUGUGGCCGACCCCGCCAUCGGAUUCCUGGUCAGCAGAAGCCCCCGCCGGAGGUGGGGCAAACUGAUCCCCUGGUGAGUGAGAGGGAAAAGGGGCAACCGGGUGGAUCUGUUGGUGUUUUGCAGGAAAGAUCAAGGGGCAGCCUGGUCAUAAAAGCUCGAGGCGCGUUAAGCCGGCCACUUCUCAUAGGACAGUGGAGUUGGAAGGGAUAAAAAAGAAAAAUUAAGCCUUUCUCAACCUAUGGGUCCCCAGAUGUUGUUGGACUACAACUCCCAUCACCCCUAGCUAGCAAGGCCAGAGCUCAGGGAUGAUGGGAGUUGUAGUCCAACAACAUCUGGGGACCCACAGGUUGAGAACCGCUAGUCCAUGUACUUCUGGACCAGAGAUUUACAGAAGAUUGGAAGGAGUAUAUGAAUUAUUUGAAGAGCAACUGUAACCAACAAAUUACGCUAGUAGGACUACAAGAAGUUUUUCAAGGAGAAAUAUAGGAAGUGUUACAAAAUAGGAAAAGAUAGAUAUUGGUUAUGAGUUUGAAAUGUAAUAGGGAAAAUAAGAAAUGCACUCUAAGAGAUUAGAUUGGAAAAUUUUCAGACAGGACUGAUGGAAGUCAAAAAAAUAGCCAUCUGUUUAAUUACUGUUGAAAAUGAUAUGUUAAAAAACUAAUAUUUUUUUAAUAAUUUUUAUAAUAUAUGAGAACCGCUAGUCCAUGGGUAGGCAAACUAAGGCCUGGGGGCUGGAUCCGGCCCAAUCGCCUUCUAAAUCCGGCCCGCAGAUGGUCCGGGAAUCAGCCUGUUUUUCCAUGAGUAGAAUGUGUUACGAUAUUGAAGCAAUGCAGCCGCGAGCUGCUGGUAGCUUGAAAGCAAAACAUAAUGGGAAUGUUGGGACUGUUCCGUGGGAAACAGAGGGACAGUCAAUUCACAGUGCAGAGGGCACCGGAAUUAGCUCAGAGUGUAAUAUGAGCUGUACAGGAAGUACAGGAGGAGUUUGUCUCUCGACUGCUGGAGCUUGAAGAGAGCAGUCAUGAUUUUUGUAACGCUGCAAAGACAGAAAUAAAGGAAUGUAAAUACGUUUCUGUCUAUCUCUCUCCCCUGCCCGGGGGGGCAACAAAGAGGGGGUGUGUUCUUCUCACGCUGAGAAGGAUCGCCUAUCGCGACCUAGCCUGUAUCCUGCUGGGGAAUGCAGACAGGGAGGUCAACAGGAGAUCAAGCCGGGUGCUUGGAGAGUGGCCAGUUUCCCCUGAUAAAGGCUUGAUUCCCAACAGAAUGUGUCCUUUUAUUUAAAAUGCAUCUCUGGGUUAUUUGUGGGGCAUAGGAAUUCGUUUAUUCCCCCCCAAAAGUAUAGUCUGGCCCCCCACAAGUUCUGAGGGACAGUGGACCGGCCCCCUGCUGAAAAAGUUUGCUGACCCCCGGUCUAGUCCAACCCCCAGCGAUGGGAAGCACGUAAUCCUUGGGAUAGCUCAGUCCAUAGAGCAUGAGACUCUGAAUCACAGGGUUGUGGGUUCGAGUCCCACACUGGGCAAAAGAUUCCUGAGUUGCAGGGGGUUGGACCAGAUGACCCUCACAGUCCCUUCUGGCUCUACAAGUCUGUGAUUCUAUGAGCUCAAAGGGCCAAAGUCGCCGCAUGCACACGCCUCAGGCACUAGCAGGGGAAGCUGCCUUAUACCGAGGCCCAUCUCUGCCAGUAUUGUCUACACUGGCUGGCAGCAGCUUCCGGGGGUUCCGGACAGGGAUCUCUCCUAGUCCUACCUGGGAUAGACGCGGAAAGAGCCUGGGACCUUCUGAGAAGAUGCUCUAGUGCUGAGCUCCAGCCCUUCCCUUAAGCCAGGGGUAGGCAAACUAAGGUCCGGGGGUCAGAUACGGCCCAAUCGCCUUCUAAAUUUGGCCCACAGACGGUCCAGGAAUCAGCGUGUUUCUACAUGAGUAGAAUGUGUCCUUUUAUUUAAAAUGCAUCUCUGGGUUAUUUGUGGGGCAUAGGAAUACAUUCAUAUUUCCCCCCCAAAAUAUAGUCCGGCCCCCCACAAGGUCUGAGGGACAGUGGACCGGCCCCCUGCUGAAAAAGUUUGCUGACCCCUGCCUUAAGCUAAGGGCGCUGAACCUUUUCGGCUCCAUGGGCCAAAUUUUGCAGGUAUGGAGGUUUUGCAAGUCUCCCCUCUUCCCCCUUUAUAUUUCCAACCUCGGAGAUUUAAAGGGGAAGAGAGAGGCGGUUGGCCAAUGGCAUUGUUAGUUUUUCCUUCCCCCCCCUUUUGAACCAGUUGAAGCUGAACCUUCAGGGAUGGAUCCUGGCAUGUUCCUGAUGUGGCCUGACGUUUGCGCCAGCGAUCAGAUCCCUGGUUUCACAUCCUGGUUCCGCAGCUCUACCUGUUGGACUCCUGCCUUUCCUGUGGCCCUUAAAGGCACAAGAGCCCUCUGGCAAACAAAGACUUCCACUUUGCCCACUCUUCCAUUGCCCACUCUUCCAAUAACUGUGACGAAUUCCCCAUUGCAGUGGAACCUCCAGAUACAGGGAUAGUCUACCUCUGAGCACCAGAAUUUUUUGCUGGGGUGGCACAGUCAAUGCAAUCCCGCUUCCUGCCUGGCGGCAUCCGGCCGGCUGCUCUUAGCAACGACAGCCCUGCAAGGCGGUCCUUACGCUCUCUUCUUCUCCUUGCAGGGUCGUCUGCUCCACGCCAUUUGGGGUCUUCUUCUACACUAUGCUCUGGUUCGUGCCCUCAGAUUCCCUCUCUGUGUCACUGAAGUUCUUUUGGUAUUUGGUCAUGUACUGCCUCUUCCAGACCUGCAUGAGUGUAAGCGCUUGUGCGUGGGACGGAUGGAUGAAUGAAUGUUCCCUUCAGCCAUUCAUGUAUUUAUUGAUGCUGAGGUUUAUAUAUAGACACGGCACGUCCUGCAGUUCAAGGUGGGCUUUGUAGACCAGGAGGGUAAAAGACAAAGACACACACACACAGACACACACACAACACACAGCGGGGAGUUUAAAAUGAAAGCCACAUUUUAAAAAAGCUACAAGUAGGCAUUGCUAAGAGCCCUGCUCACAACAUUGCAUUGAGGUUAAAUCCUGACAAGACAGAAGUGCUGUUUUUGGGGGACAGGGAGUGGGCAGGUGUGGGGAACUCCCUGGUCCUGAAUGGGGUAACUGUGCCCCUGAAGGACCAGGUGCACAGCCUGGGGGUCAUUUUGGACUCACAGCUGUCCAUGGAGGCGCAGGUCAAUUCUGUGUCUAGGGCAGCUGUUUACCAGCUCCAUCUGGUACGCAGGAUGAGACCCUCCCUGCCUGCGGACUGUCUCGCCAGAGUGGUGCAUGCUCUAGUUAUCUCCCGCUUGGACUACGGCAAUGCGCUCUACGUGGGGCUACCUUUGAAGGUGACCCGGAAACUACAACUAAUCCAGAAUGCGGCAGCUAGACUGGUGACUGGGAGUGGCCGCUGAGACCAUAUAACACCGGUCUUGAAAGACGCCCUACACUGGCUCCCAGUACAUUUCCAAGCACAAUUCAAAGUGUUAGCACUGACCUUUAAAGCCCUAAAUGGCCUCAGUCCAGUAUAUCUGAAGGAGCGUCUCCACCCCCAUCGUUCUGUCCGGACACUGAGGUCCAGCGCCGAGGGCCUUCUGGCGGUUCCCUCAUUGUGCGAAGUGAGGUUACAGGGAACCAGGCAGAGGGCCUUCUCGGUAGUGGCGCCCGCCCUGUGGAACAUUAAGCUUUAAUGUUUAAUUGGUUAUUGUAUUUUAGUGUUUUGUUGGAAGCUGCCCAGAUGGGCCGAGUAUAAAUAAAUUAUUAUUAUUAUUAUUAUUUCCACCCUGACAGAUUCCCUCCUUCACCUUUACCUCCUUUUAGUGCUACCACGUCCCUUAUUCCUCGCUGA
Podarcis lilfordi (Lilford's wall lizard) is the source of this 15121-nucleotide messenger RNA. Lineage: Eukaryota; Metazoa; Chordata; Lepidosauria; Squamata; Lacertidae. The record is from the annotation of a GenBank genome assembly.